AAACAGGAACUCACCUUGGCUAGCUGUGCUUGGAGUCCCAUCCUCAUCCCGCUCACUCUUGACACUGGAUCUCGGAAGGAAGGGCUUGUGCUUGCUUCAGGAAAUCAGACCUGCUUUUGAACUGGACUAUUUUGGCUCCCCUUGGAAGAACUCUGGUGGCUCUCUUGGCCCUGCAAGCUCCUUGACGUCACAGUACAUGGAAAAAUGCAAGCUUUACCAGACGUGAAAGCGCCGUGUGAGGCCCUUCCUUCCCCCAGCCUGGAGCCCUUCCCACAGAGCUCCAUCGUGGUCACCCUCGAGGACAUGGGGCUCUGGAUGAAGUUUCACCAGAUAGGAACUGAGAUGAUCAUCACCAAAUCUGGCAGACGAAUGUUUCCUCAAUGCAAAAUCAAAGUCUCUGGCUUAAUCCCAUAUGCCAAAUACCUCAUGCUGGUAGAUUUUGUGCCAAUGGAUAACUUCAGGUACAAGUGGAAUAAAGAUCAGUGGGAAGUUGCUGGAAAAGCAGAGCCCCAGCUCCCUUGUCGCACCUAUGUCCACCCAGAUUCCCCAGCUCCUGGCAGCCACUGGAUGAAAGAACCUGUCUCCUUCCAAAAACUGAAGCUCACUAACAACACUCUGGAUCAACAUGGGCAUAUCAUCCUGCACUCCAUGCACCGCUACAAGCCACGCUUCCACAUCGUGCAGGCUGAUGAUCUCUUCAGUGUCCGCUGGAGCAUCUUCCAGGUGUUCAGCUUCCCUGAGACUGUCUUCACUUCUGUCACUGCCUACCAGAACGAGCAGAUUACAAAGCUCAAGAUUGACAACAAUCCAUUUGCUAAAGGUUUCCGUGAACAUGGGAAGAACACUCGAAGGGAAGGACGAGCCAAAUGCCAGAAGCCCAGUCCAGCCAAGAGCCAGAAGAGGAAGCUGCCUGAGGAAAAGGAGCCUGCUGCUGAGGAACGUGAUUUUGAGAAGGAUGAGAAUGUAGAUGUGAAGGAAGAGAGUAACCCUGUAGUGGUGAGCAGUGGAUAUCCCUUCUGGGGCUCGGAGCAGAACAGCAGCCAGGCCUUCCCUGCAGCCUCACCAGUGCCUGCUGAGCAGAGGGAGGGUCUGGCCAGAGAGCAGCAAGUGCCAACGCCAUCCUACCAGACAUACCGGUUCCACGAGGCUGGGGACAGCCAGCAGCUUCCCAGCCGUGAUGCCUCGACCUUGAAUGAUUUCCGGGCAAGGUGCCACGCCUUGGAUCUGGCCAUGGUGCCUGAGCAUGACUCCAAACAGCUCCCAGAGGGCUUCACCAACCUGCCCCCACUGCCUCCACCUCUGCCUCCUCCCCAGGACUACACAGGAGUGGUGAACAUGGCUCUGGACUCGGUGGGGAAAGCCGGGGCCCGGGCGCCCAUGUACAGUCCCUAUGGCAGCGAGCAGGGCCUGGGCCAGUGGGUGGUGCCUCCCCACAGCCAGUACAGGGCAAUGAGCUACUCAGCCUUCUCCACGGAGUACAACACACAAGGAACUCCAGGACAUGCCCAUGGCACCAUGGCAGAGUGGAGCCAGUACCCUCUGUUCCCCUACGCCUGCUGGUGAAUGGGGAGGACCCUUCCCAGUGAAAAAACUGAAAGAAAAUUGUAAAUGAGAUUGAAUUUGCUCUGGGGUGUUGGACUUGUGAAGCUUUGCCUACACUAGGCAGAGGUAUUUGCUGCAAGCAGUAGCAUGGGAUACCUUCACUUCCUUGUCU
Messenger RNA from Sturnus vulgaris (Common starling), 1714 nucleotides. The record is from RefSeq and is a predicted model, not a curated record. Lineage: Eukaryota; Metazoa; Chordata; Aves; Passeriformes; Sturnidae.